AACAGACCCAUCCAUAAUCAGGCGGAUCCUUCCUCUUCCAGCUCAGAUCACCCGCCGACGGCAUUCCAAGUCCUGCAGCGUGCAGUUGGAGGGGCUUAAGCCUUAAACCCUAAACCACCCCUCAACCUCCGAUAUCGUCAAUCUGCUUCAUCGCGCUGCCGUUCCUCGGAUCCUCCGCGUCUUCUCCGAUCUCAGAGCGGCAUAGAUGAAGCACACGAAGCAGAGGCGUCGCCGCAAGGCGGUGACAUUCUACACGGCAUGUUACGGCUUCAGGAAGCCAUUUAAGGUGCUGUGUGAUGGCACCUUCGUGCACAACCUCGUCGUCCAUCGGGUCGAUCCUGCCGAUAGGGCUAUCUCGAACAUUCUCUCCGCCCCCGUCAAGCUCUUCACCACGAGAUGUGUUCUAGAGGAACUGAAGAGACUGGGGAGAUCCCACUCCGAAGCACUUGCUACUGCACGUAGUUUUGCAGUUGCGAGGUGUGAUCAUGAGGGCAAGACCAAGGCUGAUAGCUGCAUCUUGGAGGUUGUUAAGGAAAAUAAUCGUGAACACUUUUUUGUGGCUACUCAAGAUGCUGAUCUUCGGAGAAAGCUAAAGGAGAUGCCCUGUAUCCCUAUAAUGUUUGGCCUGAGAAAUGUUCUAUUUCUGGAGCAACCGUCUGCAGCUCAACGCAAAUAUGCCAAAGAUUCUGAAGAAGAGCGCUUGCAUAUAUCUGAGGAGGAGCGGAAAAUGUUGGAAAAGAAAACAGGGGUGAUUUUGGCAUCCACGAAACCAAAGCACUCUGAUGAAGAGGAAGAUCUUGCUGGUCAAGAUGGAUAUAAAGCAGUAGCAGAAAAGACACAAGCUGUGAAGAAAGGACUUGGUGUGAAGGAUAAGCCUCAGUUCAAGAGAAAGAAAGCGAAGGGUCCGAACCCAUUGUCAUGUUUGAAGAAGAAGACUCAUGGAAAUGAAAAACCCACAUCAGAGAAGGAAAAGGAAGUGAAUGAAGGUCACACGAGAAGUAGAGGUAGGAAGAGGAAGAGAUUGCGCAAAAGCAAAAAGCCUCUGGUGAUGGAUUAACUGAGGUUUUUGCAGGACACAGAACCACUAUAGAGAGCAAUUUUGGCUAUGUUGAUUCUCAAGUCCCUUUUUGCCCACAGUUAGUGAUGUAUGUAUUAUCCAUUUUCUUAGUUAAUGUUAAUGACUCAAACAGAACUUCGUGACGGAAAAAUUACUGUAAUGGCGGUGCGGGUUCCUGACUAGUGAUUGUAUGAGGAAGCAUUUGGCUACUGUGAUUUCUGUGUCUUUUA
Molecule: messenger RNA, 1287 nt
Organism: Punica granatum (pomegranate)
Lineage: Eukaryota; Viridiplantae; Streptophyta; Magnoliopsida; Myrtales; Lythraceae
Source: RefSeq, a predicted model, not a curated record